AUGCCAAAUAUUAUAAAUGAAAUUAAACUUGAUUUCAAAGAUGUUCUCCUGCGACCUAAGCGAUCGACAAUUAAAAGCAGGAAUGAUGUGAACCUCUUUAGAAACAUAACUUUCAGAAAUUCCAAACAAACUUAUAAUGGUGUCCCUCUUAUGGCGUCCAAUAUGGACACAGUUGGAACAUUUCGAAUCGCCAAAGCAUUAUCGAAGCAUGGACUAUUCACUUGUAUACAUAAGUAUUAUACUGUCGAAGAAUGGAAAGCAUUCGCCACUGAAAAUCCGGAAUGUCUGAAAAACGUGGCAGCGAGUUCGGGAAUGGCGGAAGCCGAUUUCGUCAGGUUGUCCGAGGUUCUCAAGGCCAUUCCUGAAGUGCUCUUCAUUUGUCUGGAUGUCGCCAAUGGGUACUCACAACAUUUCGUUGAUUAUGUCAGAAAAGUCAGGGCCGCCUUUCCCACUCAUACCAUAAUCGCUGGAAACGUGGUAACAGGAGAGAUGGUAGAAGAACUCAUAUUGUCUGGUGCUGAUAUAAUCAAAGUCGGUAUCGGACCGGGAUCAGUUUGCACCACUCGUAUGAAGACAGGGGUGGGUUACCCGCAACUUUCUGCUGUGAUAGAAUGUGCUGACGCCGCCCAUGGAUUGCAGGGGCACAUUAUAUCAGAUGGAGGAUGUACUUGCCCAGGUGAUGUGGCCAAAGCUUUUGGAGCUGGAGCCGAUUUCGUGAUGGCUGGCGGAAUGUUCUCUGGUCAUGACCAGUGCGACGGUGACAUCAUCGAGAAAAACGGGAAAAAGUUCAAACUUUUUUAUGGCAUGUCUUCCAGUACCGCCAUGCAGAAACAUGCAGGUGGAGUAGCAGAAUAUCGAUCUUCCGAAGGAAAAACGGUGGAGGUGCCGUACAGAGGCGACGUGGAGAUGACUGUGCUGGAUAUUUUGGGGGGGCUGCGUAGCGCCUGCACUUAUACAGGGGCGUCGAAAUUGAAGGAACUGCCGCGUCGCGCCACGUUCGUUCGGUGUACUCAACAGUUGAACACGAUUUACACUUGA
Messenger RNA from Phaedon cochleariae (mustard beetle), 1038 nucleotides. Lineage: Eukaryota; Metazoa; Arthropoda; Insecta; Coleoptera; Chrysomelidae. The record is from the annotation of a GenBank genome assembly.